This is a messenger RNA of Apis mellifera (honey bee), 2452 nucleotides long. Its product is annotated as radial spoke head 1 homolog. The transcript is spliced from 6 exons. Bases 147 to 1136 code for a protein of 329 amino acids. NCBI's taxonomy places the organism in Eukaryota, Metazoa, Arthropoda, Insecta, Hymenoptera, Apidae. The record is from RefSeq and is a predicted model, not a curated record.
AUACAGAUGAUUUAAUAUUUUAUAACCAAACUUUCGUUAAAUGUCAAUCAGUCUGAUGACUGAAACAGUAACAAAACAAAAAUCAAUUUUAAAGAAAUUCGUUUAUACGUAAUUUAAAGGGAUAGAAAGCAUAUAAAGAAAAUAAAAUGUUAGAAAAUCCGGAAUUAAUCGGUGAAAGAGGAGAAGAGGAGGCAAAUCCUUUAGGAUUGUAUGAAGGCGAACGAAAUGAAAAAGGGGACAGACACGGCCGUGGCAAAGCAUUGCUUCCAAAUGGCGAUAUGUACGUCGGCCAAUAUUGCAAAGGAUUGAGACACGCUCGAGGCUUGUACGUGUUUAAAAACGGUGCUCGAUACGAUGGCGAGUGGCGGCAAGGUGUAAAAUACGGCCAAGGAACAUUUUGGUAUCCCGAUGGAACGCGAUACGAGGCCUCGUGUUCCGCAGGCGAAUGGAAACGCGACACGAAAUAUGGUUUCGGCGUGUAUUACUAUAUAAAUGGGGACGUUUACGAGGGAUCUUGGAAGAAAAAUCUUCGACACGGUAUGGGAUCUUACCUUUACGCCAGCACGAAUACAAAAUUUAUGGGCACGUGGAUUAAGGAUCGCAUGCAAGGACCCGGCCAGUUAAUUCAUCCACGGCAUCGAUUCCACGGAUUUUGGGAGCUCAAUUUGCCUUAUGGUCGAGGAUGCUUCACUUUCGAAAAUGCUUGCAUGCAACAUGGCCAUUACGUGCACGUGAAAGAUCCUGAUUACGAUGAGACAAAGGAAAUUGCCGAGGAAGUAGUAGAGCCACCAUCACCAGAGCCUACUGCGGUAGAAACUGAAGCAGAGACAGAUGUCACGGGGACCGAGAUUACAAAACCGGAAGUUAAACCUAAACCUUUUGAAGCACCUCGUUUGAAGAAAGGUAUUAUCGCGUUGUGGCGUGCGCGUUGUAUCACACCGUACAAUCCUGAUUUGUUACCGCCCGAGCCGGUACCUUUGCAAGAGGAGAUAUCUGUAGAUUCACUAAUAGACAAGUGUUCAGAGGAUUUAUCAAUAGCACCAGAACAAUUCUUGAAAUAUGAAGAUGAAUAUGAAGGUGAAGGGGAAAUCUAUUAUGAAGAAGAUUAUCCUAUACCAUCUCCUAAAUUAACUUAAUUAGAAUAAUCAAAUAUGAAAACAUAAUUUCUUCCCCUAAUGGGAAGAAUUAAAUAUUUAUAUGACUCGAUUUCAAUGUACUUUAAAAAGUGUUUAAAAAGUGUUUAUAUAAUUCAAUUCGUUAUCCGUGUCUUUCAAUAAAGAGAAAAAAUUGUAACAAAUCCUAGAAAUGUAAAAAUUCAUUGCUCGCGAAAAUAAAAUUUUACCUUAUUUUAUAUACAAUAUAAUCGUAUUGAAUAAUAUCACUCUAACUCUUUAUAUAUUGUGACAAGAAAAAUGUUACAGAGAUAUAUUCCUAUUCGAAUAUUCCUCCACGAUUGAAAUAAUAAAAAUAUAUAAAAAAAUAAUUAUGAUAAAAUAUAAAAUAUUGUAUUUAUAUGUUUACACGCAUGCGCGCAUGCGAUUGUUACAUCAUUCACAUGGUUAGGCAAAAACGCAACAUGUUUUUAAGCAGUUUAUUUAGGAAAUUAUAAUAACAAAUGUGCGUAUGUGCCCAUAAUACGAGACAAUGUAAAGAACGUAUUUUACAGGCACGCAUAGGUCUUUGUUCGAAAGUUUCAUUUGCAAAGUAUUCAAUGUGUAAGUGUAUGUAUAUGUAAGUAUGUACGUACGUGUAAUACAUUAAAUAUCAGCAACAAAUAGAACGAGGGUAUGUGUUCAUAAUAUUAGCUAAGCGUACGCUCAAGAUAAUUGCAGUCUAUUCAGUUUUUUUUUUAAUCGAAAGAUCAAUUUUAUUAUAUAUAUAUAUUAAUCAUGUACUUAAAUUACGCAAGAGAUUUUCGUGUCCUCUAUAUCCUUGGAAAGCGCAAGCUCGCUCGUUAUCAUUCGUUAAGGUUCCUUUUUUUUUCUUUUUUUUCUUUUUUUUCUUUUUUUAAUUAUUAUUACUUCUUUUUCCCUUUUAUGGCAUACAAGCGUGUAUAUUUCAAAAGUACGUUCGUCAAUAGUAACACGUAAAUAGAUAACUAUAUAUAUAUAUAUAUAGAAAGAGAGAAAGAGAUAUGAUUUCGAAGUAUAUUUACAAUAUAUUGAUUGAACCGGACUUAAAUAGGAAGACGAAAAACGUUGUCUUGAAAAAUACAGAUAAAGAAUAUUAUAUUAAAGUGGAAGAAACGUUUUUUUUUUCUUUUUUUUUUCUCUCUCUUUUUUUUCUUUUUUUUUCUUUUUUUUUUUUUUACAUUAAUAAAACGUCGAGAAAUACAUUUUGUUUUUUCAAUCGAAAGUAGUUCUCCAUCCUCGCUACAUUAAUAACCUAAAUAAUCCAAUCAAAUGCGACGAUUUUCUUAAAAAUUGUUUUUUUUUUUUUUUUUUUUUCUAAC